CGUAUUAUACCAAAUAAUAUAAUCCCUUCAUAAUAUUUGAUUUCCAAAUUUCGUAAUAUUUGCAUUACCAUACUUUCUAUAAUUUAUCAUUAUUAAACUAAACUUUCUAUAACGAGAAUAUACGUUUCUUUUAUAUAUGUAACAAGGCCACCCAGAGCACAUUCUCUUCUCUGUACCACCACCAAAACCUUCGAAUCCUACGACUACCGGAGCUCCGUCCGACAUGGCUAUAAAAGAAUGUGGCUCUCACCACAGCCACUCAUCCGGCUGCCGUAAAUUCUUGCCAGUCAUAAUACUCUUUGUAAUCCUUUUUGUAAUCAUUCUCGCAGUUUUCCUAGUUUGGGUAGUCCUUCAACCGUCGAAGCCACGCUUCCACCUUCAAGAGGCCAUCGUCUCCAACUUCAACAUCUCCGGCAAUCCACUGAACAUCCUCAACUCAAACUUCCAAGUCUCUAUCUCCUCUGAAAACCCUAACGACAAGAUCGGUAUCUACUACGACCGUCUCAACGUCUACGCUACUUACCAUAACCAACAGAUCACUUGGCAGACUGCUAUCUCUCCGACUUAUCAAGGACACAAAGAAACCAAGGUUUGGUCUCCUAUCAUCGGUGGAAACUCCGUCCCCGUUUCUUCGGUCAUCGGUUUGCCUGUCGUUGAAGACCAACCUGGUAUGAUCGAGUUGAAGAUCUAUCUCUUCGGCCAAAUCCGUUGGAAAGUCGGAAGUAUGAUCACCGGUGAAUAUCACCUCCACGUGAAUUGUCCGGCGUCUAUUAACGUUGGGAAUAGUGCUGCCGGAGUUAUGGUCGGAAAGAACGCCAUGAAAUAUAAAAUCGCCCAGCCUUGCAGUGUUGAUGUAUGAAGAAUAGUAGAAGACCAUUUAACGAUACGGUGAUAUCAGGUCACGGUUUUUUCAUUAUUUUCAUAAUUUUCGUAGCAGUUAAGUUUUUAUAACUAUUUUUUUUUUUUUUGAGUAAUAAUAGCAAGAAUUACAUUAAUCAACCGGGUUGCGUUAUUCUUAUGAAAAAAGAUGACUUUUAAUUGGUAGUAUUCUUUUUUCACAUAACUAUAAUAUAUGCAUCUUGUUUCAUUGACUAUGAUUUUGUGUUGAUCCAGUUAAUGUGACGACAAAUGAAUUUUUAUAUAAGUGAAAAUAUCUAAUAGGUAUGAUAACCAAUUUAACCAUUCCGUUAAUGCUCGUGUAC
Molecule: messenger RNA, 1202 nt
Organism: Camelina sativa (false flax)
Lineage: Eukaryota; Viridiplantae; Streptophyta; Magnoliopsida; Brassicales; Brassicaceae
Source: RefSeq, a predicted model, not a curated record